AUGGAAUGGGCUUUGAAGGGGGUGAGAGAGAAAGUUCAGUUGGCUACUAAGUUUGGAGUGAGAGGAGGUGAUGAGAAGUUUGAGAUCAGUGGUGAUCCAGCUUAUGUGAGGGAAGCUUGUGAAGGUAGCUUGAAGAGACUUGAUAUUGAUUCUAUUGAUCUCUACUAUCAACAUCGUAUUGAUACUCGUGUUCCAAUUGAAGUCACGAUUGGGGAGCUUAAGAAACUUGUUGAAGAAGGGAAAAUAAAAUACAUUGGUUUGUUUGAGGCCUCGGCUGCAACAAUUAAAAGAGCGCAUGUAAUACAUCCUAUAACAGCUGUGCAGUUGGAGUGGUCACUGUGGCCAAGAGAUGUUGCAGAAGAAGUUAUUCCAACUUGCAGGUAA
Vicia villosa (hairy vetch) is the source of this 384-nucleotide messenger RNA. RefSeq names its product IN2-2 protein-like. Lineage: Eukaryota; Viridiplantae; Streptophyta; Magnoliopsida; Fabales; Fabaceae. Gene Ontology annotation, cellular component: cytoplasm. The record is from RefSeq and is a predicted model, not a curated record. The coding region runs from base 1 to 384 and encodes 127 amino acids. The transcript has 3 exons.